UUUGUCAAUUGUGGCUCUUGAAUAGGGGCAUGGAGGCUACUUAGAGACUUGGACUAGUCUUUAGUGAUAAUUAAAUAUGAAGAACCAGUCAUGCUAUCAGGCCUGCAACAGACCUGGACGAGGAGGUCAAGUAUCACAUCCUUCAACUUCAGUUCCACCUUCAUCACACCCUGUAACUUUAGUUAUACUCUCAUCACGCCCUUCAACUUCAGGUCUACCCUCAUCAAACCCUUCAAUUUCAAUUCUACCCACAUCACAUCCUUCAACUUCAAAUCUACCUUCAUCUCACCCUGUAACUUUAGUUAUACUCUCAUCACACCCUUCAACUUCAGUUCUACACCCAUCAAACCCUUCAACUUCAGUUCUACCCGCAUCACAUCCUUCAACUUCAGUUCUUCCCUCAUCACACCCUUCAACUUCUGUUCUGCCCUCAUCACACCCUUCAACUUCAGUUCUGCCCUCAUAUUACUCAACUUCACCAAUGUUUUCUUCACACUCAACUUCCGUCACGCCCUCUUUACACUCAUCAACUUCCGUCACGUCCUCUUCACACUCUUUAACUUCCGUCAUGUCCUCUUCACACUCUUCAACUUCCGUCACGCCCUCUUCACACUCUUCAACUUCCGUCAUGCCCUCUUCACACUCUUCAACUUCCGUCAUGCCCUCUUCACACUCUUCAACUUCCGUCACGCCCUCUUCACACUCUUCAACUUCCGUCAUGUCCUCUUCACACUCUUCAACUUCCGUCACGCCCUCUUCACACUCUUCAACUUCCGUCAUGCCCUCUUCAACUUCCGUCACGCCCUCUUUACACUCAUCAACUUCCGUCACGUCCUCUUCACACUCUUCAUCUUCCGUCAUGCCCUCUUCACACUCUUCAACUUCCGUCACGCCCUCUUCACACUCUUCAACUCCAGUUAUGCUGUUAUCAUGCACUUCAACUUCACUUCGACCUGCUUCAUUUACUUGCUCAAAUCGACAAGAACCACCAAUGUCUUUAAUUUCAUCAACAUUUCCGGCACCAUAUUGCUUAACAUCUCACUCGCCUUGUGCAUCAAAAAUGUCACCAACGUCGCCUCUUCUGGCUUCAGUUGCUCAUGACCGACCGACGGAGUGCAACGCUGCAAACAACAACAUUAAGGGCGAUGCUGAGAUGGGUGAUAUAGAUGUCAAGGACGAAUCAUUCUCCUAUGAUGAUAAGCAGGCUCACGUGCCUUGCAGCUCUGGUGCUGCUUGUCCUUCAUCUCUAUUUCCGCCACCUCCUCCACCUCUCGUAUGCUGGAGGCCAUGCAAGACGGAAGCUCAAAUUGCGGACCUGUGUGCUCAGCGAGUCUUAUUCUCACAUUUUCCAGAUCCGGGUUCUCUAGAAGCCCCGGAUGAUAUGGAGUCGUCUUCUGCAUCCAGCAAAGGCGCUCCUGUUGGGCUGAACGAGUCGAUGCAAUUUGAGGAUUCUGAACUUAAUUUAAAUAGCACGCCAUUGGCAAGUAAUCGGGCCGACUGGUUGGAUCCUUGGCUGGCAUCUUGGGAGAAAAAUUCAAAUUCACAUGGCGAAUUGGCAGAAAAACUUCAAAUCACUUCUAAAGCAAACGUCAAGACAAUGCUAUCGAACCGCCUUGAAGUUCCAGAGCUCUCGCCGGCGCAUAAAACUCCAAAACGGCGCGGCGAAGAGACUGGCAAGUCUUCCGACGCCCGAAGUUCCCACCAGCUUUCUGGAUUCAGUAGCCCUACAAAAACUACCCCAGUUCUUGGCCAAAAAACUGAAUUUUUGGCUGAAAAAUAUUUCGAGCAGAGUUUUGGAUCGCAUUUCAUCUACGGGCUCAAGAAAUUUGUUCUACAAAUGAAGACUCGAAAGCUCUUGAACCUUGCACUUGAAAGACCAAACUCCAAUGGACCUUCGCCAAAGCGGCCUCGCGUGGAGGAGGUAGCUGCUUGCGCUCCUUGUGAGGCAAGAACUGCUUAUCGUUGCUGCCCCAAAAAGGCUAUCCAAAAUCGACAGCAGGCAACUGUAUGCCUCGUUCCAUCCUGCGGCAUCGAGACACAGCAUAUUCAGCAGCACUACCAAGAGCAUCAUGAGUUGCCGGUGGUCUGUGCCGAGCAGCUAACCAAGCUUGGCAAGGACUUCGAGGAGCUUGAUAAGACUGCUGAGCACACGCUUGUCUUAACACCAGAGGAGAUACAUGAAGAGCUUGAAAAUUCACUUACCGAAGUGAUGGCCAUUGACCAGACGGCGAUCAAUGCCCUCACGGGGCAACUGAGAACAUUCGUUGAUCUUUUCACUGCUUUUCAAAAAACGAAAAACGACGCAGCGGAAGGAUUUUCAGCCAUCACGACCCCGUCAUAUAGAGACAACCGUAAUGAAAUUAUCCUGAAAAACAAAAGCAACCCAUCCAGAGGAUUUUCAGCCAUCACAACCUUUCCCAAUAGUGACAACAGGAGUCAAAAUAUCCUUGAAAACAGAAACAACCCGUCGAGAGGACUUUCAGCCAUCACAGUCUCGUCCGAUAGAAACAACAGGAGUGAAAAUGUCGUGGAAAGCAGAAGCAACUCAUCAAGAGGUCUUUCAGCCAUCAAAAUUUCGUCAAAUAGAAACAACAGGAUUGAAAAUAUCUUUAAAAACAGAAACAACUCAUCGCAAGGACUUGCAGCCAUCACAAUUUCGUCAAGUAGUAACAGCAGGAGUGGAAAUGUCCUAGAAAACAGAAACAACUCAUCGAGAGGACUUUCAGCUCAAAAAGCCUCGUUAAAUAGAGACAGCAGGAGGGACGUGUGUGAGCUUGUUGAAGCACCGCCCUUUGAAAAUCAACAGAGUGCUCAAGACCUAAGGCCUCGAGAAUCAAGCCUUAACAGAUACGUUGCUUUGUGUCCUAUGUGCGAAGUUCCCUUUGUUUCGUCGUAUAUGAUGAAACACUUUAUAUGGGGUCACCAAAUAAGAAAUCUGGACUGCAUUGCUCGCUUUUAUGCUGUCGCCCAAUCCAAAGAAAAGUUGAUUUUACUAACUCGGGUUCCCAAAAUGCCAUAUCGGACAGCGGACUGUGUGAGAGAGGAGGACUUGGCUUUGCUUCGGAAUGAAAGUAAGUUAGUGUCGACGACUGGCGGCCUACGAAUACUCGGCGAGAAUAAUGUCCGAAAUAAAGCUCAGAAGUUGGACCUUUUAGACAAGAAUAAUAAUGCAGGAAACCAAACUGAGAAUUAUGGAGACGACUUUAACAAGGAAACGAGUGAUGCGUUAGCAUUCGUACAGGGGCAAACCAUAUUUCCAACGUAACGUUGUUAAUUAACCUUUGCAUUACGAGGAAGAAAUAGUAUCCUGGCCUGGCUGCUGAUCCACCUACGCUUCUAUUAUGCUGGCAACUAUCAAUAAGAAGGGACUUCGUAUUAUUUUAGUUUGGUGUAUAAGGAAUUUGUUUUGUGAUUGGUAGUUGUUUGUUCAUUUGCUGUCUUCAUGUAAUCUUGCGCUAGCGAACCACCGAAGUUGCUGUUGAUCUCUUUAUGCUGAUCUCCUUUGCCUUUAGUAUCCUCACUGCCGAUCCCCUACGUCUCUAGUAUCCUUGAAACCACUCCUGCUAGAGGUCUCCUUUGCGAGUAAAAUCGCUCGACUCGUAUUGUUCCUGUAACAUGCCUCUCUUAUUCAUAAUAUUUCGUCUAGCCUGUUGCUCAACUUAGCAGCUUUUUCAAUGUUAUAUGCAGAGAAAGUAGCUGAUAAUUAAAACUAUGCUUCGGAUUAAGAAAUGGAAAUUUACCAGUAAGACAGGAUUUGCCAGUAAGACAGGACUUCGUAUCUUGCGGAGAGAAAUAGUUGAUUGGUUUUCUGUUUUUUUAUCGUUAGUGUUUUUUUGCGAUCGUGCGCAACAAUUGACAUCAUCGCUAGCGAACGGCCGAAGAAUGUAACUGUAAAUCCUUUAUGCUGACCCCACUUGCCUCUGACAUCAUCGCUGUUUAUCACAUGUGCCUAUAGUACCCUCGCUGCUAAUUCUUCUUGUCUAGUAUCCUCACUGCUGUUCUUAUUGCCUAUGGUAUCGUAUAGCUGCUGAAUCCUGCACCUUUGGUAUCCUCAUUGCUGAAUUCCUUGCCUCUAGUAUCCUGGCAGCUACCAAUAAAAUUAGGACUUCGUGUUUUUUUUUUAUUUCAGCAAAUGAGAAUGUUUAUUUAUCAUUAUCGUUGCUAGUAUAUUUGCAUAUUCUUUUUUCAAAUAAUCGUACGCAGCGAACGGCUGGUGUAUCUUCGCUAGUCCCCUUGUUUAUGGUAUCUUCGCUGCUGAUGACCUGCGCCUUUAGUAUCCUCGCUGCGGAUCCUCUGUGCCUCUAGUAUCCUCGCUGCGGACCCUCUGUGCCUCUAGUAUCCUCGCUGCGGAUCCUCUGUGCCUCUAGUAUUCUCGCUGCGGAUCCUCUGUGCCUCUAGUAUCCUCGCUGCGGAUCCUCCAUGUCUCUAGUCUCCUCGCUGCGGAUCCUCUGUGUCUCUAGUAUCUCUGUGCCUCUAGUCUCCUCGCUGCGGAUCCUCCUGCUUCUAGUGAUCUUGCCUAUAGUAUCUUGCCCACUAGGAUAACGCCCCUGUUACAUGCCUCCUUUACGAAUACAACCGCUUGACUCCUUCCGAGACUCACGUUGUCCGCACUACAUGCCUCUCUUAUUCAUAUUUCCUCUGUGCUUCGCUUAGCAGUCUCUUCAGAAUAUUUUUAUAAGGAAGGUAGCUUUCAAUUAUAAGUAGUUUACUGCAGUUAGUCAGUUCUUAAGGAAAUGUCGUUAGUUAUUAAUUAUACUUAGAAUUAAGAAAUGGAAAUUUGUCAACUAUCAAUAGGACAGGAAGAAUAUUUUUGAAAACAAAUGAGAAUUUUUUUUUCUAAA
This is a messenger RNA of Hyalella azteca, 4841 nucleotides long. RefSeq names its product mucin-17. NCBI's taxonomy places the organism in Eukaryota, Metazoa, Arthropoda, Malacostraca, Amphipoda, Hyalellidae. Bases 77 to 3265 code for a protein of 1062 amino acids. The transcript is spliced from 7 exons. The record is from RefSeq and is a predicted model, not a curated record.